Gadus morhua (Atlantic cod) is the source of this 4080-nucleotide messenger RNA. RefSeq names its product aminoadipate-semialdehyde synthase (gene aass). NCBI's taxonomy places the organism in Eukaryota, Metazoa, Chordata, Actinopteri, Gadiformes, Gadidae. Gene Ontology annotation, cellular component: cytoplasm. Gene Ontology annotation, molecular function: saccharopine dehydrogenase activity. The record is from RefSeq and is a predicted model, not a curated record.
CCGAGCCGGACCUCUGGACACUGAUUGGACAGAAGGAUCUUCUGAAAGUAACACCGAAGUGACUCCCUUCCCGGUAGAUCCUCUGUCCCCCUUGCAGGUAGUUGUUGGUUCAGCAGAAACUUUGUGAUUUCAUUCUCACGGCGGAUCUCCCGUUGCGUGUCGGUGACGCGCGGUGCGUAAAGCCGCCCUAAGGUCUGGUUUGGAGGCGCCGUUCGAUCCCCGCUGUGUCACCCUGCAGACUCGAGUCAAGGAGGAACCGAUCCGCAUUUAGAAACAGCCCGCACGGUUGUGCACCAUGCUGCGUCUCCUGGCCCCCCCUGGGAGGCUGCGCCGCCCCGCCCUGUGGGGGGCCGGCGGUGGUCAGCGGCGCUACGAGCACCGGUCCGUGGUAGCCAUCCGGCGGGAGGACCUGAACCCCUGGGAGCGCCGCGCCCCCCUGGCCCCCCGACAUGUCAAGGAGCUGACCGCCGCCGGACACACGGUGCUGGUGCAGCCCUCCAAUGGCAGAGCCAUCCACGAGAAGUACUACGAGCGGGUUGGGGCGGUGAUCCAGGAGGACAUCUCGGAGGCGUCUCUCAUCAUCGGGGUGAAGCGCCCCCCUGAGGAGAAGGUGUUCCCCAGGAAGACCUACGCCUUCUUCUCCCACACAAUUAAGGCCCAGGAGGCCAACAUGGGCCUGCUGGACGACCUGCUGAAGAAGGAGGUCCGUCUGAUCGACUACGAGAAGAUGGUGGACGCCAACGGCUUUCGCAUCGUGGCAUUCGGCCAGUGGGCGGGCGUGGCAGGAAUGAUUAAUAUUCUCCAUGGACUUGGCCUCCGCUUCCUCGCUCUGGGCCACAACACCCCCUUCAUGCACAUCGGCAUGGCCCACAACUACCGCAACGUGAGCCAGGCGGUCCAGGCGGUCCGGGACUGUGGCUACGAGAUCUCCAUGGGCCUCAUGCCAAAGUCCGUCGGGCCCAUCACCUUCUGCUUCACAGGGACAGGAAACGUCUCCAAGGGCGCCCAGGACAUCCUGAACGAGCUUCCUGUGGAGUACGUGGAGCCCCCCGAGCUAAAGGACGUGUCCCAGACCGGAGACAUGACCAAGGUGUACGCCACGGUGCUGAGCCGCCACCACCACCUGAUGAGGAAGACGGACGGCGUCUACGACCCGCUGGAAUACGAGUAUCACCCCGAGCGCUACACCUCGCACUUCAGGACCAGUGUGGCGCCGUACACCACCUGUCUGAUCAACGGCAUCUACUGGGACCCCAGCCCCCGCCUGCUGCGACGGCUUGAUGCCCAGAAGCUGCUGAGGCCGUCCGGUACCUCUUCCUCUGCCACCGAGGGCUGGCCAGAGCUACCGCACAGACUGCUGGCUAUAUGUGAUAUCUCAGCGGACCCUGGCGGUUCCAUUGGGUUCAUGACUGAAUGCACCACCAUCGAUAAACCCUUCUGCAUGUAUGACGCGGACACACACAUCGACCACGACAGCGUGGAGGGGAACGGGAUCCUUAUGUGUUCCAUCGACAACCUCCCGGCCCAGCUCCCCAUCGAGGCCACAGAGUACUUCGGAGACCGGCUCUUCCCCUACAUCUGGGAGAUGCUGCCGUCCGACGCAACGAGGCCGCUAGACCAGGAGGAGUUCAGCCCGCAGGUCCGAGAUGCUGUGAUCACCUCCAAUGGGAAACUUACCCCCAAGUUUGAGUACAUCGAGAAGAUGCGAGAACGAAGGGAGCAGGCUCAGAUCCUGAGUAAGGAGGGCAUGAAAAGGGUCCUGACUGGCUCUGGCUACGUCUCCGGCCCCGUGGUGGAGUACCUGACCCGGGACCCAGGGACCCAGGUCACUGUGGCGUCGGCGAAGCUGCAGCAGGCGGAGGAGCUGGCGGGCCGGUACCCCAACACCAUCGCGGUGAUGCUCAACAUCAGCCAGGGGGGCGAGGAGGGGCGGCUGGACCAGCUGGUCCGGGACCACCACCUGGUCAUCAGCAUGCUGCCCUACAGCUUCCACCCCAUGGUGGCGCGGCACUGCAUCAGGAGGAAGAUCAACAUGGUGACCGCCAGCUACCUGAGCCCCGAGAUGAAGAGCCUGCAGCAAAGUGCUGAGGAGGCGGGCAUCACCAUAGUGAACGAGAUGGGUCUGGACCCGGGCAUCGACCACAUGUUGGCCAUGGAGUGUAUCGACCAGGCCCGGACCGACGGCUGCACCGUAGAGUCGUACAGCUCGUUCUGCGGGGGGCUCCCGGCCCCCGAGUGCUCUGACAAUCCACUGCGCUACAAGUUCAGCUGGAGCCCUCUGGGGGUGCUGAUGAACACCGUGAGCCAGGCCAUCUACAUCAAGGACCACCAGGUGGUGGAGAUCCCAGCGGGCGGGUCUCUGAUGGAGGCCGGCGUCCCCAUGGACUUCCUGCCAGGUUUCAACCUGGAGGGCUUCCCCAACCGGGACAGCACCAAGUACGCAGAGCCCUACGGCAUCCAGGACGCCCACACCCUGAUCCGGGGAACCCUACGCUAUAAGGGUUUUAUCGACGCCAUGAGUGGCUUUGUGAAGCUGGGUUUGAUCGACUCUGAGCCCACAUCCCUCCUCCAGACUGGCUCCCCCCGGGUAUCCUGGAGGGAGCUGCUCUGCACCCAGAUGGGCGUGGCCACCACCCUCUCCCAGGAGGCCUUUGAGGAGGAGGUGUUCCGGCGCACCGGAGGGAGUGACUUCAGGAUGGAAACCCUGAGGAGCCUGGGCAUGCUGAGCGAUGACGGCGUUCCGCGCGCCCCGACCGUCCUCGCCGCGUUGACCAAACACCUGGAGGCCCGCCUCUCCUACGACGAGGGCGAGCGAGACAUGAUCAUCCUGCGUAACGACGUGGGGCUACGGCACCCGACGGGCGAGCUGGAGACCAAACACGUCAGCCUGGUGGUGUACGGCGAGCACAACGGAUUCUCCGCUAUGGCCAAGACCGUGGGCUACCCCACCGCCAUCGCAGCCCGCAUGAUCCUGGACGGGGAGAUCUCCAAGAAGGGUCUUGUGGUUCCAAUGACCAAAGACGUCUACGGCCCCGCCCUGAAGAGGCUGAAGGAGGAGGGGCUAAUCAUCACCUGCAAGAGCACCCUACACGAGUAGAGGAGGAGGAGAGGAGAACUCUGCAAGAGUUGAGGAAGGGAGACGAGGAGUAGAGGAGAGGAGGAGUAGUCUGCAGGAGUAGAGAAGGAGGAGAGGAGGUGAGGAAGAGAAGCAUAUCACUGUAGCUAUGACGGGCAGACAGACAGGCAGGCAGACAGACAGAAGGUUUAUUAUUUGAAAUCCAGAAACACGUUUACUUACUCAAUGAAACCGUUACACCGAACCAAGUGGACUAUUGAGUCUAUAACCAGCAGUAACUAGUCCUGUGGCUGGAGUAGUGAGUCUAUAACCAGCAGUAACUAGUCCUGUGGCUGGACUAGUGAGUCUAUAACUAGCAGUUACUAGUCCUGUGAAUGGACUAGUGAGUAUAACCAGCAUUAAAUAGUCCUGUGGCUGGACUAGUGAGUCCAUAACCAGCACUAAUUAGUCCCGUGGUUAGGGUUAGUUAGUAGUGAACAAAAGAGCUGUCUCCUCAUCUCUCGCCUCCUUUCUGGCUGUCAAGACAACCAUGGUAACGCUGAUGCACCGCCCUUGCCUCCCCUGAUUGGUGCGAUCAGUCCAUGUGACCCCGGUUGUCUGCACCCGCCCUCUUCAUGUUCCAUCUGCUCAUUGGCUCCCGGCUCCCUCCCCUUCUAAAUGUCAGUAUUUAUAUUAAGAUCUGAAAGCUGUAUUUUCUUACACUACGAACAAACACUAUCGUUACAUAUUUAUAUUUUUUACUAAAGGUCAAAGUCAAUUAUUUUAGGGUCAGAGUUCUAAGGGACGAUUGUUGUUUGAAACACGUUUAACAUGUUGCAUUACACCCGUGUGUGUGUGUGUGUGUGUGUGUGUCUUUGUGUGGGUCUGUACUGCUGGGAUGGUCUGGGACGAGACAUUAUCUCUGCUGUUACUUGUUUUCAUUUUUCCUUCUGCAUUAAAGAUGGAACGUGCAACAUGUGUGUACCUCUAUCUACAUUAAAGAUGACGUUUAAAGAUACUCUAUU